CCCAAAUGUACAUAUAAUAGUUAUCAAUGUCAACACAUUCACACUCUGAAGUAUAUAAUAGAAUAUGAUAAUUUGUUACUCCCUGCGUUGUUGUGCGUAUUACCUAGAUGAUAACAUAAGCACAUGAUAACAGGGGCAGAGCCAGGGGGUGGGGGGGUUAGUAGACCCCUUGAUAGUUUGAGAAUAAAGGGCAUUGUAAUAUCUUCGAUAUGAUAUAUUACAUCUCUCGUAACUCAUUAUGAAUAAAAAAAUUAUGACCUUGGCUGUUGAAUGUUGGCGUUGCCUUAAGUGGUGUUGCUACUUCUUGUAUAUGGUUUAAUUUUAUAACUAUAAAUGACUAGUUUUAUUCUAGUACUCGAUCAUUUAUAGUUAUAAAAUAAAAUCACACAUGAGAAGUAUAAAGAAUACCCAUAUUCUGUAGGUGGUGUGGGAGGUCGUUCAUGAUUCUUCUGUUUCUUUCUUCUUUUCAUUCAUGACAUAUCUCUUUGAAUAUUUAUUGAUGAUUUGAUUUAGAAUGGAUGCUUUUUUACAGUGGGUUGAAUUUGAUUUUUCAUACUGUUGGAGGUAUUGGUCCUACCAAGGCCUCCCUUCCACUUUAUUAUUGACUUGCACCCCAUGUUUACUCCCACUUUGGCACCUCUUUAUUUGAAUCUCUCCUAACCAAUAAUAUGGUCAUUUUGACUUAUGUGGAGUGACCCCUUUGAGCUGUCCUAUGCUGCCCUCCUUGUCUUUGCAUCACAUGUGAGUGUCCUUGUGUCUACCAGCCUAUUAUUUAGUAGCUUUGCUUCUCCCUUGUUGAGGCAGCCUGCGUGAAUUAUAGAGAGAGCAGUGCCCUUCUUCUUCUUCUCCAUUUCCUUUGUGUGAGAGUGUGAGAGAGAAUACCUUAGUGGUAGAGAAGAAGCUUGGAGUUGUGUUGUGGUCUAGCCUAGGGUGGUGUGUGAGAGUAUAGCAAAAGGGUUGGAGACCUGAGCCGGAAAGAAAUCGACACCCAACAGUGGUAUCAGAGCCUGGUUGCCGUCCGCCGCCGCCCGCCGCCGUCCGCCGCCGCCCGCCGCUAUCCGCCGUCGGCCGCCGUCCACCGCCGAUUCAAGGUCUGGGAAGUCGUGACCGUCGAUUCAACGUCCAUGGAGGUGUCCUGGAGCAUUGCCGCUGCCUGAACCUCCACUUGCCGUCGCAGGUACAUAGCUCGCCCAAAGUCGCCGGGCUUGAGCUGGAUCUGGACGGGAGCUACCGAAGCUGGAGCUUGAAGCUAUCUCCCUGAACGCUGCUACAAAAAUCGCUGGAGCAGAGGCAGACUCCUGGACGAAGCUGGUGGGGAAAUAGGAGCCCAUCCCGUUCGUAGAGCUGAAUCCGCCAUUGACGCUGGAAGCUCGCCGCAUCAGAAAUUUGCUCGCCGGAAUCAGCCACCGACGUCGCCGGAGAUAGGCGCUUGUCUUCACCAGUAAACGCCAUCCACCGUCCGUCUGGAACUCGUCACCGGAGGUUGAUUGGGGCUGGAUACUUCAGAAUUGACUGGAGAAUCUCCGCCGGAGCCAUUGCCGAGCCGCCGUCGCCAUCCGCGCUGGAAUCUGCAGUAGGAACCACCAUCGCCGGGAAGCUCUCGUCGUCUGCCAUCCCUUCGUCGUUGCUACUGUUCAUCUGCGCUGGGCGAGCUGGACGCUGUAGCUGGACGCUGUAGCUUGAACGUUGAAGACGCUACAGGUGAAUCUCUCGCGCAGAGGCACAGUUGGUAUCGUUGGUCGCAGAAAGCCUGGAAAAUUGAGACUUGAAGCUUAAGGCUGCAGUGCUGGACGAGAUUGACUAGAAGCAGGAGCUGGACCUGGACUGGUUUUGGGCUGGACUGCUAGAAUUGGGCUGGACGGAUGCUAAAGCUGUUGAAGCCUGUAGGCUUGAGGCAAAUUAUAAGGAGCUGUACGCUUGAGGAUUUGGAGUAGCGACAGGUCGCAGAAGCUGAUUCCAAAGGCUGGUCAAACCUGGUCAACGGGCAGUCAAGCAAGUCAACAGUCCAAAAAUCCCAAUUUUAAUUGGGUGGGUAAGGUCGAAACGCCUCUCCUAGGGUUUCGCUCUGGUAUAUUGACUUUUAUCCCUUUAUCGCUUUUGUAGUGAUUUAGUCUUUUAUUGUGUAGAAAUCUGUUUUAGGUUUAGAAAACUGCUUUUAAAAUUGAUUGAAUUGUUGUAUUGUUCUGUGCUGAAAAUUUAUUAUUUAUUUGUGCUUAUACGGAAGAACAAGGGGUUUGAACUUGAGUUUGGUGCUCAUUAAUACUCCCCACGUGUUCGUGCUAGUUGCUCCGUAUAGUUGUAGCCUUAUAAAUAUUUAAUUUGUUCUCAGCGAAAUUUACAUUUUUCUUUUGUUGCUUAUUUUUCUCUGUGAAAAUGUCUGCUUAUAAUCAGUAUGGUAUGGCUCCAUUUCAUGGAAAAUCUGAUUUUAGCAUUUGGAAGCAAAAAAUUAAAUGUAUUUUAAUACAACAAAAAUGUUUUAAAGCAGUUGGCGAAACCUAUUUAAUUUCUGACACAGAAGAGAAAAGGGCUGAAAUGAAUGAAAAUGCAUGUUCUGUGAUUUAUUUGAACUUAUCUGACUCUGUGAUUAGAAAAGUUGGAAUUUUAGAGAGUGCUAAAAUUCUGUGGGAUAAAUUGAAUGAACUGUAUACUGAGACCUCUUUGCCUAACCGGAUAUUUUUACUUGAGAAAUUCUUCAAAUUUAGACUAGAUAUGUCUAUAGAUAUUGAAGAAAAUCUAGAUGUUUUUACCAAACUUAUUUCGGAUAUUAAGUUGUGUGGUGAUAAGCAUAUAGAUGAUUAUUCCCCUAUUGCUCUUUUAAAUGCUAUUCCUGAUUCCUUUAGUGAUGUGAAAUCUGCUAUUAAGUAUGGUAGAGAUAAUGUGACUCUUGACAUUGUGGUAAAUGGUCUUAAGAGUAAGGAAUUAGAUUUAAAACAGAUGGGUAAGGGUAGAAAAUCCGAGGAAGUUAUGCAUGUGAGGGGUAGAGAAAAUAAUAGUAGACGACAUAGAUCUAAGUCUAGGUCUAAUUCGAGACGUUGCUAUAAUUGUCAUGAACCUGGUCAUUUCAUAAGAGACUGUCCUAAAUCUAGGAAAAAUGAGCAUAGUGAGCAUGCUAAUUUGACUACGUGUGAAGAUGAUUUAGGUGAUGUUUUUAUGACAAAUCUAUGUGAUUAUGACUACUUGAGUUCUGUGAUAUCUGAUUCUUUGGAUAAAUCAGAUUGGGUGGUAGAUUCUGGUUGUACUUUUCAUAUGUCCCCUUUGAAAAAUGUUUUUACAAACUAUAGAGAGAUUGAGCAUGGCUUUGUGUCUUUAGCAAAUGAGAAGGAAUGCAAUGUGCUAGGAAUAGGAGAUGUAUGCCUUAGGUUUUCUUCUGGUUAUGUGCUUACUUUGAAGAAUGUUAGGCAUGUUCCUGAGCUGUGUUGUAAUUUGCUAUCUUGUGCUUCUCUUGAAAAUGAGGGUUUGAAGGGAAAAUGGGGAAAGGGAAUCAUGAAAGUUGUGAAGGGUUGUUUAGUUGUUUUCAAAGCUGAGAUGAAAAACAACUUGUAUGUUUGUCAUGCUGAACCCGUACUUGAUUCUGUGAAUUGUGUGCAACCCUGUGUGCUAGGAAAACAGUCUAGAGUUGGUUUUCCUGAUCUGCCUAAGUGUACUAAUGUGCUUGAUUGUAUUCAUGCUGACUUGUGGGGUCCUUAUAGUGUUUCCACUCAUGGUGGGAAAAAUUAUUUUCUGACGUUGAUUGAUGAUUUUUCAAAGAAAGUGUGGGUUUUGUUGAUUGAGAAUAAAUCUGAAGUUUUUGAUAAGUUUAAAAACUGGAAAACCCUUGUUGAAAAACAAACCGGUAAGAAAAUUAAUUUUUUAAGGACCACUGUCAGUUUUGAUUUCUGUGAUAGUCAGCUUGGUGAUUUAUGUGAUACUUGGGGUAUUUCUAUGCAUAAAUCUGUUCCCUCCACACCCCAACCGGAUGGGGUUGCUGAGAGGAUGGUUAGAACUUUAUUAGAGAGGGUGAGGGCUAUGUUAGCUUCAUCUGGGCUCUCUAAUAAGUUCUGGGGGGAAGCUAUUUGUUAUGCUGUUGAUUUGGUUAAUCUGUCCCCGUCUGUUCCCUUAGGAGGAAAAUGCCCUGAAUCUGUGUUCAUGGGCAAACCGCUUGACUUGCCAAAUUUGAGAGUGUUUGGUUGUGCUGCUUAUGUGAAUCGUGUGAAUGAUAAAUCUGAACCUAGGACUAAGGAAUAUGUUUUCUUAGGAUUUCAUGAUUGCAUGAAAGGUUAUAGGCUUUGGUGUAGGAGUGAAACUUGCUUCAAUGUGUUGAUGAGUAGAAAUGUCAUUUUUGUUGAAAAUGAAUUUCCUUGCCUGCUUGUUUCUCCUGAUGUUGCUCCAAAUGAGGUGGAGCAUUUGCCUGUUGAAGUUCAUUCCGAUUUACUUGUUGAAACCAAACCCAAAUUUGUGAAUGAAAAUGUUUUUCAUGGUGAAAAUAAAGUAAAUAAUAUUUCUAUUAAGGUGGAGCAUGAUAUGAAUGUUGUGUGCAAUAUGCUUGAGUUGCGUGAUUGCCCUGUUAUUAGAGAUAGAGACAUUAGGGAGCAUGAGAGAAAUAAUAUGUCCAAUGUGUUUGACUAUAUUUUCUCCGAGUUUGCUUUAAAUGUGCUUAAUUCUCUUUUAAUUAAAAUCUUUGUGAUAUUUGGUAUGCUAUUUUCUUUGUGUUUUGAAAAUGUGAUACCAUGUGAUUAUGUGAGCUCCGCCUGUGCUAGUUAUAGAAAUACUAUUGUUUCUUUUAUUUUCUGUGUACUUGCUUUGUGUGGUUGUUGGAUUAGUUGGAAUCCCCAACUUCUCCUGGAUGCUUGCUUGCGUGGUCUAUUAACAUGUGUUGUGCUUGUUAAUAGUUUUGUGAUGGUUUUGGUUUCUGAACUCGAGGACCGAUUGGUAGAGUUCAGUCCAUCGUAAAGUGGGUUUGCACGGUAAGCUUGGUCCGAAAGGGAACUUUGGUUCUCAUCUAUUACUUGUAUGAUCGCAAUGAUGUACUUGUAAUGGUCCGGCGAUGAUGAGUCUCCUCACAACUUUGUAUUGCUACUCUACACCACCUAGGACCAAUAAGGUGGAGAAUGUUGGAGGUAUUGGUCCUACCAAGGCCUCCCUUCCACUUUAUUAUUGACUUGCACCCCAUGUUUACUCCCACUUUGGCACCUCUUUAUUUGAAUCUCUCCUAACCAAUAAUAUGGUCAUUUUGACUUAUGUGGAGUGACCCCUUUGAGCUGUCCUAUGCUGCCCUCCUUGUCUUUGCAUCACAUGUGAGUGUCCUUGUGUCUACCAGCCUAUUAUUUAGUAGCUUUGCUUCUCCCUUGUUGAGGCAGCCUGCGUGAAUUAUAGAGAGAGCAGUGCCCUUCUUCUUCUUCUCCAUUUCCUUUGUGUGAGAGUGUGAGAGAGAAUACCUUAGUGGUAGAGAAGAAGCUUGGAGUUGUGUUGUGGUCUAGCCUAGGGUGGUGUGUGAGAGUAUAGCAAAAGGGUUGGAGACCUGAGCCGGAAAGAAAUCGACACCCAACACAUACCACAACAUUUUUCUUCUUCACAUUUGAGUCAGAUGUUUUGGGCCUUUUGGCAGACUGAAUUAAACGUUCAUUGUUUCUACUGCUAUUUCGUGCUAAUUCUUUUGAUUCUAUCCAAUUAUUCGACCUACUUAAAACGGUGCUUAGAGUUCGAAUUGACAUAUUUAAGUUUUCCACAAACAAAUGCUCAAGUGACAAUAUAAGCAAAUAUGAGCUUUAAUUUCUCAGAUAAAACUACAAGAUCUCCUAUGAUAUUGUUUAGUAAAUUAAUUCUUUGACGGACACCUUUGUAAUGUAACACGCAUUUUCAAACCACAAUUUCCUCUAUUGUGCCCUCACAUGCAAAAGUUGCCUAUGGUGAUAAGGCUUGUUAUCAGCAUUCACCGGGUACAUAUGAGGGCCACCAUUUCUCGACAAAACAAAUUCUUCUUCUUCUAAGAGGCCUUGGAUAGGUGACCCGUCACUAUGAUUUAAUUCCACAUCCUGAUUUCUAGACUUAUCCUCCAGGCCUUCAAUAAACCCGGCUUGCAAUAAAAGGAUAAUCUAUAGCUCCGAUUUGCACGACACAAAGCAGACAACCAGCAAGUAAAUGUGACAACUCAAUCCUAUUAGGAACCAAUCAUUCAAGAAUGUUCCAAGCCAUAUACGGGAGCCACAAUUGGGAUCCAAUCGUGUAUUUCGAGCACCCAGUUUCUCAUGGUUCUUUGGCGGACACCUUUGUAAUGCAACCGGCUUUUCCAACCACCCUUUCCUCUAUUGUGCCCCUUGUUGGUGGUGCCUCAUAUAAUUUAGGUGUUAUGGGUCCAGCCCAUAUAAUGUAGGUGUUAUGGGUCCAGCCCAUACAAUGUAGGUGUUAUGGGUCCAGCCCAUAUAAUGUAGGUGUUACAGGUUUUUGUUGUUUAUGUUUGGGCCUUUUUGAUGGAUUCUUAUCUCCUAUUUUUGGGUCCAUUUAAUUUUUAGCUUUGGGCUUCUAAGACAAAUUUUUUGGAGUCCCUUUUGAUGAAAAAUAUCAGGCUGGGAAGGCUGAGGAGAUUGAAGGGCACACAUACGAAAAUUUGACAGCAUGCUCGUUUUUCGACCUGCACUGCGCAACUUCAUUCAGCUCGUUGAUUGGAGGUGUUCCCGUGGUCGGAUCUUUCUGAAAUUUGGACAGCUUGUUCGUGACUUCAAGGGAUUCAUUUUGAACGGUCGGAGUGUUCAGCUGAGAUCUGGUUUGGUCAGAAACGCUGCAUGAACAGACCUGCAGUUUUGGGUGAUUUCUACACCUUAUUGUGCUAUUUUCACUACCAAAAAAAAUCGCCAGAGGGUCGGAUUUUGGCACGGAGAGCUUCAUUGAAAUCCCAGACUAGCGCUGUUGGCUCGGAUUUGGCACGGAAACGAAAUCCGUCCCACCUGGCUCGUGCCAAAUGGUUUGGCGCGGCUAAUUGCAUCCGAGCCAAGGCUUGUCGCGGAUUUAGACACGGAAUAAUCCGGGCUAACCUACCUGAUAAUUCACAACCAUUUUGGCUCGGAUUUCAAUAGGCACGGAUAUUGGCUCGUCAUCUACCGGGUCACCCGAAUUUUUACCCGGGUAUUUUGGCACGGAAACUCUCGAGCCAAAUUAUGACACUGCAAUUUAGAUAUUUUGAGAGGAUUCUUGAUACGGCUAACUCCGUGCCAAAUUUUAAUUUAUAAAAAAAAUGUACACCGUACAUAUGUACGGGAUACCGUACAUAUGUACGGUGUACAUUUUUUUAAAAUUAAAAUUGUUAUAAGCAGCAUAACAUUAAAACAGAAGCAUAGACAUACGAACAUCACAAGCAAUAUAGAGCAAAUUAAAAGGCAUAUAUAACAAGAAAAUGUAAAAUUAUUACAGCAGUACAGGCAGAUAAACCACUGCCGAAUAAGAUGUCAAAAUGGCAAACAAAUUGCCAGAAGAUGUCCAGAACAUGCAAUAAAAUUAAAAGUGUUUGUUCAUUACACAAAGAUGUCUUCCAGCCGCACUUCAAGAGUAUCAUUGAGAUUCAUUUGGGUAGAGGUCGGGGUACGAAAAGGCGAGAAAUCUGGCAUCGGGACAUUAGGGUUCAAGCUACGGACUUGUUCCAUGUACGUCGUAAACACGGAAGUCAUCUUCUCCAUCUGGCUUUGCCACUGCUUCUCCUGCUGCACAAAUCAGGCCUCCAGCUGGUCCUUGAUGCGGGAAUCUAUUUCCUGCUGAGUCGGCCCCGAUAUUCUGCUGGAGCAUUCAACGUCUUCCAUCGACUCGGCUUCAGAUCCCGUCCCAAACCGCCUGCCUUUGUACAGCGGGACCACCUUACAGAACAGCUCGGAGUCAUCCUCAUCAUAAGACUUCCCUUGUGAUUCAGCCAGCGCCUUCAUUUCACUAUACUUUUGCUGCACAAACAGAAAAUUAUUGUUAAAAUAUAUUUCUUCUAUAAUAACAUUAUAAUUAAAACAUAUAACAAAAGUAUAGGUUUCUUUACCUUUGUUUCAACAACACGUGGUGGGGGGUCACCCGACUUCGGGACAUACACCUUAUCGAACACUUCGAUCUUCAACGGAGCCCUAUUCAACUGCUUAGUCUACAGAUUUAUAAGUAAAAAAUAUGAUUAAAAGUAAAAACAAUGAUCAUUGAAUUAUAAUUCAAAAUAAUAACAGAAACUUACCAGCCUUUCAACAUGCUUCGUCACCGGUAUCCUGCCACCGCGAUACUGUGAUUCUUUUCCCGCUUUAGAGUUUCGGUUCUUCUUCCCAACUUGGCUCUUCUUCUUAAAAGCAUCAGAGGCCCAAUACUCUUGCAACAACUUCCAAUCUCCGUCACCAAUCCAGUCAGGCUUCUUGUUGUCCCGCCUAGCCCUACCAAUGUUCUUGCUCAACCAUUCAGAGGCCCGAGACUUGAACUUCUUUUUCAUUUUGGUAUUAAAGCAGGCAUCGCACUCAUACUUCCUCUGAAUAAACAAAACAAAAAAAUGAGCAACAUCAGAACUCUCGAACUGUCUACAAUCAAUCUAAAAUGACAGUGCUUACACAAUAAGAACCUAUAACAUACCUGAAACAGUUUCCACCAACGGUUUCGUUGAUCAGCAUCCGCAUUCAUAAAAGAACGCCAUGGACCGUGGAAAUUGUUAGUCAGGAUUGAAAUGAUGUUGUUCAGGACAGUAGGGUUGCUGUAUCAUAAAACCAAACAAAAAUAAUGUAUAUGAAGAAAUAUUCUAUAUACAAUUACAUUAGGCAGUAUUACUAAACCUUCUCAUUUCAAAGGGUGAAAUGAAGGUCUUUGUCUGAACAGAAUCAUUGGGGGUAGCAGAAUCAGAACCAUUUGUAUGUUCAUCAGAAAGGUGUCGGGAUUGGACAGACUCAUGUGAAUCAGCUGGAGGAGAGUUCUGCUCAAGGCGGUUCAUGACUGGGCUCCCUCCACCUCCCCGACCUCCGCGGGAGGAGGUAAAGGAACUGAAUGAACCUCUACGGACAGACAUUCUAUUGAAACACAUAGCAAUUUUAUAAAAACAGACUAGUGAAACAGUUAGGCUAUAACCAAAUGCAUACAAAAUAGAAGUAAAGAUUUAAUAAUAUAAACAGAUUGUUAUACCUCGUGAAACAGUUGAGCAAUUUUAUAAAAACUAAAACAGUUAGGCUAUAAUCAAAUGCAUACAAAAUAGAAGUAAAGAUUUAAUAAUAUAAACAGAUUGUUAUACCUAGUUAUAUAAGGAAGUAAUACACAGAUUGUCAAACUGCCAGAUUAAUUACCAAGUUAAAAUUCCACAUAAUGUAUAUCAGUUUUACAGCUUUCAUAAUUAUAUAAUUGGUUUAACAUUAUUUAUGGUUAAUUUCAGAGUUUGGCACUCAGAGGUAUAUAAGAGUUUGGUAUUUAUAUACUUUGUUAAUAAAAACGAAGUUUAUGAUACUGUAUGGACAAGAUGAUUACAAUACUUCAUAACUACCACCUCGUUUAUAAUACAAAUUUAUAAUAUAUAUAAAUAUCACAUUCAUAUUUAUUCUACUUCGUUCAUAAUAUUAAUUUAUAAACACUUCUUUCAUAUAAAUUUAUAAAUACUUCAUAACAGGCGGCCUUCAUAUUUUUCAGUUUAUUAUAAUAGAUCGCUUCUAAUUAAAAAAAAUAUACAAACAAAAAAUAUAUGAACAAAAAUAUAUAUUACUUUGUUCGUAAUUAUAAAUACAACUGUUAUAAUUUCUAUUGCUAAUAAUACUUCGUUUCAAAAUUAAAAAAAAAAACUCUUUAAUACUAUAGAAAUCAUUUUGUCAUAAAUUUAUAUAGAUGAUAAUAAUUCAUAAAUAGUUUAUAACAAAUCAUUUACAAACUAUUUUUUUUGAAAAUAAUGUUUUAAAAUAACGACUUUAUAUUAAACUUAAAAUAACAAUACGUUUAAAUAAAAUUUAUAUGAAAAUCCGUAAACAAGGAGUACUUAAUGGGACAUGACCUGGAUGCAGAGCGAAGACGAAGGCCGGUGAGGGAGUAACAAACGUCGUCGUGGCCGGAGAUGGCUAGAAACACGACAUGCGGGAGGGGGAGGCGGCUUCCUUAGCGCCAAGCGUCGUCGGUGAAAGCGUCGUGCUGGACGGACUAUGAUGUGGCCGGAGUAUGUGGUGGACUGAGUAAGUGGUGAAGCAGAGUCAGUGGUGACCGGACUUCGUGGUGGGAGAUGGGGGGUAAGUAAAUAGUGGCCGGACUACGUGGUGGAAGUGGAGGGGAAGGAAGGGUAAGUGGUGGCCGGAGUUCGUACUCAGCGGAAGAAGCAGAGGCGGAGAGGGGAGGCUGAACAAAUGGGCUAGGGUUUGGACGAAAUCGGCAAAGGGAAAUUUAUAUACCUCGAUGUUUGGCGCGGCCAUAUCCGUCGCACAAUCAGAGCCACACCCAUUCUAGAUAUUUCGCAUAUGUGGGCGGUGUUGGCGCCGACAUGCGACGGAUAAAUCCGUCCCUAAAGCGCUUCGAAAAUCAAAAAAUCGGUGGGGGUAAAUUAAUUUGAAUUUGAAAAGGCACGGCACUUUCCGUCCCAACUUCAAUGCCAAGGACGUUCUAGAUUAAUCCUGAUUAAUCUUCCCGUUUGGAGACGCUAUGGGUCGGAUAUAUCCGUCCCAAUUGCGCACAAAACAAGAAGAGACCGGCGGGGAUAAUAAAUUUCAAAUUUGAGAAGGACGAGGCACGGAAUUUGCCGUGCCAAACUGAAAAGUCGUCUGAAACUCUGUGCGGUCAGUAAUUAUUAUGUCAGACUGGUUUUGUCUCGGAUUUGGAGGGGAUUUCUCCCUGCCUAUUGCGUAUAUUGCUGAAGAAAUAAGUUUUUGAGACGGAAUUAGCCCAUCCAAAUCCUUGCCAUUUGUUCAGCUUCUAGUAUAAAUAUGGCUUGUUAUAGAAGUGUAAAAAUAGUUAAUAAGUGAGAAAUUAGAAAAAACUUUAUUAUGGAAAAAUCUGAAGGUUCAAGUGAUAAAAAAACAUGGGGAUGUGAUUUUGAUAAGUUGGGGAAAAAAAUUGAUACGAUAGGGGAAAUACUUAAGUUAAUGAAGCCUGUUGAUGAUGCUGCAGCUGAAAAAAUUAAUCAAUUGUGGAAAAGGGGAAGUGAAGUGAAGGCUAAAAGUGAAGAUUCUGAAGUGAAGACUAAAAGUGAAGAUGAUGGUAGGAAGACACUUUGAAGAAUCAAAUAAGUGUAUCAUUUUACUAUGUACUGUUAUUAUCAUUAUCAUGUAUGGUUUGCUUAUGUAAUUUUAUUAUCGUGUAUCGUUUGAGUUUUCAGUAAUUUUAGUCUGUUUUGACUAAAAUUAAUGUAAUAAAAAUGUCCGCUUUUGGCCUAAUAAAA
Cuscuta epithymum is the source of this 11317-nucleotide messenger RNA. NCBI's taxonomy places the organism in Eukaryota, Viridiplantae, Streptophyta, Magnoliopsida, Solanales, Convolvulaceae. The record is from the annotation of a GenBank genome assembly.